Aspergillus mulundensis is the source of this 2778-nucleotide messenger RNA. RefSeq lists its product as uncharacterized. The coding region runs from base 1 to 2778 and encodes 925 amino acids. The record is from RefSeq and is a predicted model, not a curated record. Gene Ontology annotation, biological process: protein folding in endoplasmic reticulum. Gene Ontology annotation, cellular component: EMC complex. The transcript has 3 exons. NCBI's taxonomy places the organism in Eukaryota, Fungi, Ascomycota, Eurotiomycetes, Eurotiales, Aspergillaceae. Gene Ontology annotation, molecular function: protein binding.
AUGCGGCUGCAGGCGACGCUUUUUCUGGUCGCCUCUUGCGUCCCUUCGACGCUCGCCAUCUACGCUGACGAGGUCGGCCAUAUUGAUUUCCACCAUGCGCUGUUAGGUGUUCCUUCGGAGCAAUCCACCUUCUUCCAGCGGCCAUCCUCAUCCUCGAACGCUGCCCUUCUCUACACGCUGUCCGACAAGUCGCUUCUUGGUGCCGUCAACCCGAAAGAUGGAGCGCUGCUAUGGAGGCAAAACCUCUCCCGUCCCGCCGUAACGCCCGGCCAUGACAACCAAGGUCUGCUGCGUGCCUCUGGAGGAACAAACGCGGUUGUAAGCGCAUUGGGGGACUACGUUUCCGCAUGGAGCGCUCUCGAUGGAAAAUUGAUCUGGGAAAACUGGUCACCUGGUAUGCCGGUGGUUGAUCUUGAGUUGCUAGAGCUGGAAGACGCCAGCUCCGCUCCGUCGGUCACAGACGCAAUUGCACUCUCCGGAGGCAAGGCAGGUUCGGUCAAGCGACUGGAUGGGUCAACUGGUAAGAUCAAGUGGGAGUUCCAUGAUGAAAGUGGUGAUGUGCCCUUCCAAGUGUCCGCCUCCUCGACCGACGUCUUCUACAUCUCCCUCCAGCCGGCUUUGCUGAAGGGUUACAAGCUCCGGGUCACCUCGCUAGAUCCUCUGACUGGUCGACAGACCUCUCAACAGGUUCUAAACUCUGACAAUGAUAUUACCGGGCCGGAUUCAGUUCUCUUUGUGGGCGCCAACACCGCGCUCCCUAUUGUCGCCUGGGCGGAUAAGUCGCACAGGACGCUCAAGAUCAAUGCCAUCGGCACAAAGCAAGUGACGGCGGUCAACAUAGGGAAUACCAGCGGAGCGGACAUCAGAUCCAUCAAGCUCCACGCUCCAAGGACCCUCAAUGCCCUACCCCACUUUCUCGUUCAGUACGAGACUGAGUCUGGCUCCUGGGCAGAGGUCUAUCACAUUGACCUAGCAUCCUCGACUGUGUCCAAGGCGUACAGCUUGCCUUUCUUGCAGGGGUGGUCCGCCUUCUCUACCGGCACCAAGGAUGCAAAUGUGUACUUCACCCGGGUCACCGAGUCUGAGACUACCAUAGUAUCGUCCGCUUCUCACGGUGUUCUCGGAAGGUGGCCUCAGCACCCUCCCUUAGACCGCGCCUUGCACGCGGUCUCUGAGGUAGCUAUGAAAGGCGACUCCGUGGCUCUCCGCUCGGCCAUUGUGUUGGAAUCUGGCGACUGGCAAUUGAUUCAGAACGGCGCGGUUGGGUGGACCAGGCCUGAGGCACUGUCCAAAGCAUUGGCUGCUAACUGGGCCGACGUGGACAGCCAGCAGGAUCUCGCCCACCAACUCGAAGUUGAAGGCCACGAGAGUAUUAUCAAAGCGUACACGCACCGUGUAAAACGUCAUCUGAAGGACCUUGAACAUCUUCCUGACUGGUUGAAGGAGCUUCCUAAGCGUGUCAUCACCAGUAUUUUGGCUGACGAAGUUUCGAACUUGGACAGCUAUGGCGUAUCUAAACCUGUCAUCGUUGCUACCAAGAACGGCUGGGUUUACGCCUUGGCUAGUGGAGACCACGGCAAGGUUUCCUGGAGAGUCAAGGCUGCUGAAGAGGAUGCCUGGAAUGUUAAAUCAAUCCAAAUUCAGCCUGGCUUAGCAACCGUGCACGUCGACGAUGGCAGCUCUGUUACGCUGAACGUCACUACUGGAGCUAUCACUCAGCGCGCUUCCGCUACAGGCAAGUCCCCACUAUCGCCUGAGGACGACGUGUCUUCAGAUGUGUACAUCGUGACCCAGGAAGAUGAGAGAAUUCUUGGGUGGAGCUCGAAAGACUCUCGUGUCCCGGCUUGGGUGUUCCAGCCUGCACCAGGCGAGAAGAUCGUUCGCGCAACUGCUCGCCCAUCUCACGACCCCGUCGCCUCAAUCGGCAAGGUCCUGGGCGACCGGUCCGUUUUAUACAAAUAUCUAACACCCAACGCGGCUCUCGUUACAACCGUGGGCGACAAUUCGGCCACGUUCUAUCUCAUUGAUGGAGUUACUGGCCGUAUCCUGUAUACGAGUACUCACAAAGGAGUAGACACCGCGCAGCCCAUCGCUUCCGCCAUGUCAGAGAACUGGUUCGCAUACUCCUUCUACGCCGAGGGCUCCGACCCCUCCGAAGCUAAGGGCUACCAACUCGUCGUCUCGGAGAUGUACGAAUCACCCAUCCCCAACGACCGUGGCCCCUUAGGGUCUGCCGCAAACUAUUCAUCCAUUGCCGACCUACCCCUCCCUCAUGUCAUCUCCCAGGCCUUCAUCAUUGCAGAACCCAUCUCCCACAUGGCUGUCACCCAGACCCGGCAGGGCAUCACGACUCGCCAGCUCCUCGUCGCGCUCCCCGAGUCCAACGCCAUUGUCGGUAUCCCCCGUCCAGUUAUCGACCCCCGCCGUCCAGUUGGCCGAGACCCCACCUCCACCGAGGUCGAAGAAGGUCUGAUGAAGUACGCCCCCGUUCUCGAGUUUGACGGGCGAUGGUAUCUCUCUCACGCGCGCCAAGUGGCUGGGAUAAACACCGUCCUGUCCGCGCCCACGCUCCUAGAGAGCACAAGCCUGAUUUUCGGGUUUGGAAACGACAUCUUCGCUACCAGGGCGACACCAUCUCAGGCCUUUGAUAUUUUAGGCAAGGGAUUCUCGAAGCUGCAAUUGCUUCUGACGAUUGUUGCGCUGGCGAUCGGUGUUGCUAUUUUAGCUCCUAUGGCGCGCAAGAAGAAGAUCGAUACGCUUUGGAAGGCGAGGUCGUGA